AUGUGCCAUUCUUCCUCACCUCGAAUCUCCUCCUCGACGUCUCUUGCUAGUGAACUGUUCGAGGGAUUUAACGUGAACACCAAGGAGAAGUGCAUCGUCAAGAUCCUCAAGCCUGUUAAGAAAAAGAAGAUAAGAAGAGAGAUUAAGAUACUUCAGAACCUAUGCGGUGGGCCGAACAUUGUGAAGCUCUUUGAUGCUGUUAGAGAUCAACAACACUCGAAAACUCCGAGUUUGAUAUUUGAGUACGUCAACAGCACGGACUUUAAAGUUCUGUACCCUACACUGACUGAUUACGACAUUCGUUACUACAUCUAUGAGCUCUUGAAGGCAUUGGAUUACUGCCACUCGCAAGGGAUCAUGCACAGAGAUGUGAAGCCUCACAAUGUUAUGAUUGACCAUGAGCUGCGUAAGCUUCGGCUGAUAGAUUGGGGUCUUUCUGAGUUUUACCACCCUGGGAAGGAGUACAAUGUGCGUGUGGCAUCAAGGUAUAUGGCUAUAUUCCGUAAGGAACCUUUCUUCUACGGGCAUGACAAUCAGAAUCAGCUUGUGAAAAUCGCCAAGGUACUUGGGACAGAUGAGUUGAAUGCAUAUCUAGAUAAGUACCAGUUAGAACUUGAACCACAACUUGAAGCACUCGUUGGGCGGCAUAGCAGGAAGCCUUGGUCCAAAUUCAUCAACGCGGACAAUCAGCAUCUAGUCUCACCCGAGGUUUACUAUUUUAACUUAAAGGAAAUGGGAUCAAAAUUUCCAACAGCCGAUGAUAUAGAUAAGAUUAUUUCCGCUGAAAUACCAGACAAGACAGUAGAUCCAGACCUGUAUGUGAUCGUUGGGGAUUGUAUGAUGCAUGGUCCUUGCGGUGCAGCAAAGAAGGAUAAUGUAUGUAUGGUUAACGGUAAAUGUUCUAAGAUGUUUCCGAAACCUCUCAACAUCAGGACAUCGAUUGACACAAAUGGAUUUCCAGCUUACAUGCGUCGGAUUGAUGGUAGGUUCAUUGAGAAAAUGGAAUCAGAUUAG
Brassica napus (rape) is the source of this 1014-nucleotide messenger RNA. Its product is annotated as casein kinase II subunit alpha-1-like. Gene Ontology annotation, molecular function: protein serine/threonine kinase activity; ATP binding. NCBI's taxonomy places the organism in Eukaryota, Viridiplantae, Streptophyta, Magnoliopsida, Brassicales, Brassicaceae. The transcript has 5 exons. Gene Ontology annotation, biological process: protein phosphorylation. The coding region runs from base 1 to 1014 and encodes 337 amino acids. Gene Ontology annotation, cellular component: nucleus; protein kinase CK2 complex; cytosol. The record is from RefSeq and is a predicted model, not a curated record.